AGAAAAGGAAAGUUCAGAAAAAGAAAGCGAGAAAGCGAAGAGUCGAACGGAGAGAGAGAGAAAGAGAUGUCAUGGGUAGUCGAUCAUCAUCUUCCCAAAGUAAAGCGAACACGUAUGUGUGUAGGAGCAAUUCUCUUUUGGUUCUUUCUCAUGCUGGUCACACCCAAACUUUCUCAUUCCCCCGAACACCACAGCUUUUCUGACAUGCGCAAUUUCUUAGGAGUUCCUAAUACACUGAAUGUGAUCACAAACUUCCCUUUCUUGAUUGUUGGUGUUCUGGGUUUUGUCCUCUGUCUCGAAGGAGAUUUCUUCAAUAUAAGUUUGAGAGGAGAGAUAUGGGGCUGGACUAUUUUCUAUACAGGGAUUGCGGCCGUAGCUUUUGGGUCUGCUUACUAUCAUCUAAAGCCUGAUAAUAGUAGAGUAACUUGGGACACAUUGCCGAUGAUGAUUGCUUAUUCCUCAGUGCUUUCUAGUCUAAUUGUUGAAAGGGCGGGGAAGAGGGUUGGAUUGACUUGCUUGAUUGGUCUCCUUAUUGUUGCUUUUAUCAGCACAGCUUAUGAAAGAAAUUUGAAUGAUCUUCGCAUGUGCAUGAUGUUCCAAUUGAUUCCAUGCAUAGCCAUUCCGUGUGUGACAUUGUUGUACCCACCGAAAUAUACUCAUUCAAGGUAUUGGCUCUUGGCAGCAGGGGUUUACCUUCUAGGGCAAUUUGAAGUCGUUGCUGACAGGAAAAUUUUCAAGGUAACUCGGUACGUUAUAAGUGGACACUCAUUGGAGCACUUGUGUGUGGCGAUGGUUCCUGGUCUGCUAACUAUUAUGCUGAUGUUAAGGAGUACUAGUAGUCCAAGGUAAAAUCUUUUACAUCAGUUAACCAAGUGAUAUAGGGGGCCUUGGAAAUGAAAGGUGUCCAUUGGACUAGCAUGUGUGUGAGGCUUUGAUUUGCUUGGGAUUGGAAUUGGGAUCAUUUUGUGUUGCUCUAUUUUCUGUGUGCCCUGGAAUGAUUGUGUGAAGUGUGUGCUUGGUGACUGGUUCAUCUAAGCCCUGCAUUACGACACAGGGACAUGACUAAAAGAAUGAACUUCCUGUUAGUCAUGUUCUACUCCGGUGUAUUCCAUCCGAAUGCAAUGUAUAUGCUAUAUGUAGUAUGGGUAAUGUGAAUAUUAUAGCAUGGGUAAUGUGAAUAUUUUACUUGUCCUUGCAAAACCAAGAGAAUAUGAG
This is a messenger RNA of Ilex paraguariensis (yerba mate), 1215 nucleotides long. The record is from the annotation of a GenBank genome assembly. Lineage: Eukaryota; Viridiplantae; Streptophyta; Magnoliopsida; Aquifoliales; Aquifoliaceae.